CUCAUUCCUCCAGUCACGCUGCAACUGCGACUCUCCAUCACAUCCACUUCUUUUCCGCGGACUCAGUCUUUCUUUUUUAAAGGAGCGCUGCCGUGUGUCCUCACGUCCUGCGCAACGACCAUCCAGCUCGCUCCUGACACCCUUUUUCUCGCCAGUUUUGUAGCCUCUCCUCUCCUCUGCUCUCCUCUCCUCAUUCAAUGGGUCUGUUUGUAGUGCUGCUCUGCUCUCUGCUCGGAGUUCUCCAUGGACAAGACGGAGAGCAGAUCUCCAUGGGGGAUUGCUGUAAAGACGGGCAGAAACGUGCCGCUGAUAACGAAGACUGCGCGUCGCUCCCUCUCAUUUCUGGGUCAACCACAUGCAGGAUAAUGCAGGAGCAGUGCUGCAUAGCAGUCCUGGAGGAUAACAUGUGCACCUCUGGUAUCAACAUGGCCAAAGGCCAAGGAGCCUGCGAUACCUUAUACACCAACACCUGCGAUACCAAGACUGCAAAGAUUUGCUGCGACUGUUGCCUUCUGGGGAAGGCAGCCCAAGAGCAGGGCUUACCCUGUGACUCCAGCCUGAGCCUGGGCCACCAGUGCGGGAUAGUGUCCCGUGCCUGUUGCAUGGAUGGGGCCUCAGACAGCCAGAAAGCACUGACAGAAGAAUUGCCAAACCAGGAUGACACGAAGGAAAAUGGAGACGCUUCAGAGCCAAGUGACUCGUGCAAAGGGAAAUGUGAUCAUCACUGUGUGGGGGGUGACACUUGCGGGUGUUUGAAAGGCUACAAACUCAACACAGAUGGAAAGAGCUGUGAUGAUAUCAAUGAGUGUUUGUUGGGAGCCAGCAACUGUCGGGCUGGAGAGCGUUGCAUCAACACAGAGGGCUCAUUCCGCUGCCAGAGGGAGGUCAGCUGUGGGACUGGCUAUGAGCUCACUGACAGCAACAACUGCAAAGACAUUGACGAGUGUGAGACUGGCAUCCAUAACUGCGGCCCUGCAUUUGAGUGCCAAAACACCCAGGGCUCCUUCCGCUGUCUCCCCAAGGUUAAGUGUGCGGCUGGAUAUAUCCAGGACGCCCUCGGAAACUGCAUCGACAUCAACGAAUGCGUAACUGGGUCAAGUCCAUGCAGCAGAGGCCAGACCUGCAUCAACACAGACGGCUCCUACACCUGUCAGAGGAACUCCGUUAACUGUGGUCGAGGGUACCACCUCAACGAAGAGGGCACACGCUGCAUUGAUAUCGAUGAGUGUAAAGGCCCCGAAAAAGUCUGCGAAGGUCACGUCUGCAUCAACAUACUGGGGUCCUACCGCUGUGAGUGUGAAUCCGGCUACAACUUCAAUAGCAUCAAUCGGGUUUGUGAAGAUGUUAAUGAAUGCAGGCACUACCCUGGCCGCCUGUGUGCUCACAAGUGUGAGAACAGCCUGGGUUCCUACAAGUGCAGCUGCACCACGGGCUUCAUGCUAGCACUUGAUGGCAGGAAUUGUGACGAUGUGAAUGAGUGUGAUAGCAGCCCAUGUAGCCAAGAGUGUGCUAACGUCUAUGGCUCCUACCAGUGCUACUGUCGCCGUGGAUAUCAGCUCAGCGACAUAGAUGGCAUGACUUGUGAAGAUAUAGACGAGUGUGCCCUGCCCACUGGAGGGCAUAUUUGCUCCUAUCGCUGUCACAACACCCCCGGGAGCUUCCACUGCUCCUGCCCCGUCAACGGCUACACCUUGGCGAUAAACGGGCGCGGCUGCCAGGAUGUUGACGAGUGUGUAACAGGAACGCACACGUGCUCAGAGAAUCAGACCUGCUUCAACAUACAGGGAGGAUUCCGGUGCCUGUCUUUUGACUGCCCGAACAACUACAAACGUGUCGGACAGACUCGAUGCGAACGCUUGCUUUGCAAUGAGUCUGUCGAGUGCCUGACCAUGCCCGUGAGAAUAACCUACUACUACCUCACCUUCCCCACCAACAUCCCCGUCUUCACCAACAUCUUCCGCAUGGGCCCCUCCCACACCGUGUCCGGCGAUGACAUCCAGAUCGCUAUCACUGCGGGCAACGAGGGCGGCUUCUUCAAGGCGGAGCGGAUGCCCACUGGCGGCGUGAUGUCCGUGGCGAAGCUGCUCAACAAGCCGCAGGACUUUGCGCUGUCUGUGGAGCUGAAGCUGCGUCGCUACGGCUCAGUCACCACGUACCUGGCCAAAGUGCUGGCGUUCGUUACCCAGGAUGAACCCAGAGUGCCUUAUAACCCCCUACUAGAAUAAAAGAGCUACGUACGUCACACGAGUUCCUAUGCUCUUAAAAAAGAUGUGUCAUCUCAAUUGGGUAAUCUCGAGAAGAAGUCAAAAGAUUGCACGGCGCAUGCAAUAUGUGGAUAGUAAACCUUCGAUUAAAUGUUGUCUUCAUGAAAGUCAUUAGCUGAAAAUAACUGAGAGGCCUUUUGGUUCAGCUGUGGUUUGUAGGACUACUGAGACAUAUUAUUUAGACAAUAACAGUGUUUAAUCCAAUUCAGUUUAACAGCAUCACAAAAUACGUCUUCUGAAAUGAACAUUAUAACAGUCACGAAGGGGGAUUUCAGGCAAGACUUUUACUAUUACAUAAGCAUUAUACUGCAUUUGUGAUCAAAAGCACAACUAAUGUUUUGUCAAGUGAGUGUGAUAUAUACUGUAGGUACAUCCAGGUGAUAUUUGUGAUUAUCCCAUGAGUCUGGGACUCUUCGGGCAACUCUCAAAAAGCUGCCCCCUUUCAGUUUUACUCUAUGCUACAUUGCUUCGUUUUAACGAACUCGAACCUGAGUCUGCCCUUCUGUGAACGCACGUGAAACAUGACACAGCCUUUUUAAGAAUGUACAAAAAAAAUACAUUAAACACACAAAAUCAGAAAGAAUAAGCACACUUUUUAGUUUCAUUUUACUUAAUGUCUUUUCUUUAACUCUAGUCUCGAGGGUCGUUAAAUUGCGGCAGCGCGCAUUAGGUCCAACUGAAUGUAAUUUCUUUUUCUUUUUUUUUUUUUCCAGAGGUAAGGCAUUGUCAAAGCCGCUACUGUAGAUGGCGUCCUAGGUUAGGGCAAGUCAUGAAAUGGUAACAGCCCAAGCCUGCGCACGACCGAGUGUAAUUUGACGACGGUUGCAUGAUAAAGUCUGACGUUUUGCAGUAUUUUAUGGUUAUGUGUUGGAUGAACAGUUUUCUAUUAAAAGUGAAAUAGAAAUAACA
Mugil cephalus (flathead mullet) is the source of this 3173-nucleotide messenger RNA. RefSeq names its product fibulin 1 (gene fbln1). Gene Ontology annotation, biological process: extracellular matrix organization. The record is from RefSeq and is a predicted model, not a curated record. Lineage: Eukaryota; Metazoa; Chordata; Actinopteri; Mugiliformes; Mugilidae. The transcript is spliced from 15 exons. The coding region runs from base 198 to 2225 and encodes 675 amino acids. Gene Ontology annotation, molecular function: peptidase activator activity; calcium ion binding. Gene Ontology annotation, cellular component: extracellular region.